CUUUGUUGUUCUUUCUUCAGGAUGCAACAGUGUGAUGCCACAGCAGAAACGGAGAGGCGCCUGCCGACGCUAGGUGUCACCCUUGUGACUUUGAAAUCGGCCUUCCCCCCGCACACACAGACACAACCCCUUCCCUUCCCCCCGAUGGAGCAUGGAGGCUGAGCGCGCCGGUGAGAGUCGGGCAGACUGGCUGCCGGUGAUGGGGGAGUGAGGGGGAGGGCGUGCGUCUGAGCAUUUGAGGAAGACAGAAAAAAAGGAGUGGGGGCGUCUUGAAGCUUAUCUGAAUGAGAAAAGUGAGAUUCCAGGCAUGGGGGGGUGACAGUCUGCAAGCGCACUGAGGAGCUUCAUAUUCUGGGGGGAGGCCACGGUGGGGGCCCUCUGUGAACUCCCACAUCUUAUAAUGUCGCCUUGGAUUACAUGGAGAUAAGAGAGCUGGAAUAAAAGCAUAAUUCAUGUGUUGUUCUUUUAAUGUGAUGAUCGGGGGGAGGGGUCAGCAGCUCCCAUAUCAUGAUUAACCCUCUUACCAAUAGAUUUCAAAGCUAUUUGUUAUCAUUCACAGAAUACAAGCUAAUUACCUCUUUAAUUAAAGCUGUAUGGAGCGGUCUGUAGGUGAUGUGUUCAUCCAAAAGUUUGGAGAAAAUUAUUUCCUUCUAACCUUCAGAUAUUUAAAUGAGCAGCUGAGCUAAAAAAAAAAAAGGUCAACUCGUUGCUUCAUGCAAACCAUCCACACUGAAGCCGAUAGUUCUGAAGUUCAAAUACGUCCUUAAACGCAUCAGUGGAACUUUACGUUGAUUUAAAUUAGUGCGUAAUGUGUGCGCAUUUGGAUCAACGGAACCACAUAAAAAUGCGGCACAAAGUAGGUCUGGAAGAACGACGAGCACAGUAAACGAACAGUUCUAAAAAAUAAUAAUAAAAAAACAAAAUAAAAAGUAGUUGCUCCAAUGAAAUCUGUGCGCAAGGACACCCACUUCCUCCCUUUUUGGGCACCCCAGACCCUCGUUUUUUUUCUUCUAGCGUCCGUCUUCAGCACAGAUGCUGCGCGUUGACUCGCUUGUCUGCAGGAGAACAGGUAGUUGGCCGUGUUUCAUUGCUGUACUUUGCCCCACCCACCAGCAGCUCCAGCCCCCCUGUGUAACCCCUGAUUGGCUGGAAGGAUUGCGGGUCCUGAGACUGAGCGCUCAGCUCUGAGCUGCGCGUCUGCCAGUGUGCACCAGCGGAGCGAGAGGAGCGCUUGUUGGAGUCAAACUAGACAACCUACUGGCAAAGGAAUGGACAUUUCUGUUUCUGCAUCUGCCCGGCUGGAUAUAAGGUGGUGCGCUUGAGUUUGCUGCAGCUCAUCAUGAAAUGCGUUUUGAACGCACAGUAGGCUCCGGCACCGCUUCAUCUCCUUUUGGCUUCCUUUUCACAGGAUAUUUUUUCUUUUUUUAUUUGUAAAAGUGUUUUCUUUCGUACUGAACAUAGGGAUACGGAAUCGUUUUUCCAAGUGAGACACUGAGGAUUUAAUUAGUGCGUAAAGCUUGAAGACUUCCUAUGGGGACGAAACCUGCUGGAAAUAAAAAGGUGUCCGGGACUUGAGAGAUGUGAUGAGACAUUCCUUCUUUUGCAUCCUUCUCAAAAGAAAAAAAAGCAUUCGGACUUUGGCUGCAGAGGCAUUUUCUUCAUCAAAUGUCCAAUUUUUCAAUAAAAAAGACAGCUCUCUUUCUGAGAAGGAAAUAUAACCCCAGCGUGUAGAUGAAUCACCCAGAACAAGAUGUGCGUCCAAACUGCGACUUAAACACUGACUGAUCAUCAGGGCGGAGAAUUUAACGGGAACUUUCACUUCUAAUCCUGCGCGGACUGAAGGGAGGUUAACAUUUUUUGGUGGACUUGCUCAGAAGGAAUUCUCAUCUCCCACUCCACGCACUUCCAGCUCCUUCCCUCCCCUCAGCUGCAACUUGAAAAUGCACAGUUCAUCAAACGAGUCAAGUGUAAGUCCAGUUUGCUGCUUGUUAGGAGCUGAGCGGAUUUACUCGACCAAAUACUCCAGUAUGAGAGGAUUCAGCGUGUUUUUUGUGAAGCUGUUGUCCUCGGCGUUGCGCCCGCUGCAGUAGACGGGAGGAUGACAGAAGAGUGAAAUAAGCUCAAUCACUUUUUCGAAUCAAAGCUUUCAGACCAUGAUAUGAUCUACACGCUGAAGAGGUAUCCGCCAUCUACAAUAUUUUUAUUUUCCUGGACGUUUUAUGAAGAUGACUGGCGUGCGUAAUUUGGCCAGAUUUCUCUGACGCGCAUCCGUUUGCGUAAUUGUCAGACUUUUAUUAGGCAGAUAAAUAACUCAACAGGUACAAUGCCAGGCAAGGAGAUGGAAUUAAUGCAAAUAACUACAGUGUUCCUCCUGUUUUGGGUCGUAACCGAAGCUGUUAUUAACCUAAAAUACGGAAUAAACGAGGAGAUGAAGCCCGGCUCCGUGAUUGGAAACGUGACAAAGGACGCGCUCAAGCAAGGAUUUCAAAUUGCACCGCAGCCCCCCUAUUUAAGGGUGAUUUCGAAUUCGGAACCGCGAUGGGUGGAACUGAGUCCCGCUGGUAUCCUCACAACCCAAAUGAAAAUAGAUCGGGAUGUAGUUUGCCGACAAAACCCAAAGUGCAUUAUUUCCCUAGAAGUGAUGUCAAACUCCAUGGAGAUCUGUGUGAUCAAAGUUGAAAUCGAGGAUUUGAAUGACAACGCGCCCAAGUUCCCAACCAGCCACAUUGACAUUGAAAUUUCCGAGAAUGCCUCCCCUGGUACCAGGUUUCCCCUAGAGGGGGCAAGCGAUCCCGACUCGGGGAUCUUUGGAGUGCAGUCAUAUUCCAUCACUCCAAAUGAGCUUUUCGGAUUAGAAAUUAAAACCAGGGGUGAUGGGUCGAAAAUAGCUGAGCUUGUUGUGCAAAAAUCUUUAGACAGAGAGACCCAGUCUCAUUACUCAUAUGAAAUCAGCGCAGAGGAUGGAGGAGACCCUCCAAAGAUAGGCGCGGUUCAGUUAAACAUCAAGGUAAUUGACUCUAAUGACAACAACCCUGUUUUUGAUGAGCCGGUGUAUACCGUUAAUGUGAUGGAGAAUUCCCCCAUCAAUACAUUAGUCAUAGACCUGAACGCAACGGAUCCUGACGAGGGAACCAAUGGGGAGGUUGUGUACUCCUUCAACAGCUACGUCACAGAGAAAACGAGGGAGGCUUUCAAAAUUGACCCCAGAACCGGGAUCAUCACUGUCAACGGCGUUUUGGAUUAUGAAACCACACAAAUCUAUGAGAUUGACGUCCAAGCCAAAGAUUUAGGUCCAAACUCCAUCCCAGCCCACUGCAAAGUCACGGUGAAUGUGAUGGAUACCAAUGAUAAUCCACCUGUCAUCAGUCUGCUCUCACUCAACACAGAGAUGGUGGAAGUCAGUGAGAACGCACAGCGUGGAUAUGUCAUCGCGCUGGUGAGGGUGUCAGAUAAGGACUCCGGCGCAAACGGGAAAGUGCAGUGCAGGCUGCAGGGCAAUGUUCCGUUCAGACUGCAAGAAUAUGAGAGCUUCUCCACCAUACUUGUUGACGGGAAGCUGGACAGAGAGCAGAAAGACACGUACAACCUGACCAUCCAGGCGGAGGACAGCGGCACUCCGCCUUUACGCGCCACCAAAUCUCUGGUUGUCAAAGUCACGGAUGAAAACGACAACCCGCCCCACUUUCUGAAGCCCCACUAUCAGGAGAUGGUGAUGGAGAACAACCUUCCUGGUUCGUGUCUGCUGGCUGUGUCGGCAGAAGACCCGGAUCUGGGCAUGAACGGCACCGUUUCCUACUCCAUAGUCCCCGGUGAGAUUAAGCACAUGGAUGUAAACACAUAUGUCAGCAUCAACCCAUCAGGCCGCAUUUACUCCAUGAGAUCCUUCGACCAUGAGUACACCAGAACUUUUGAUUUUAAAGUUUUGGCACGAGACAACGGCAACCCCUCCCUGUCCAGUAACGCCACGGUGCGCAUCGUGGUGCUCGACGUGAACGACAACACACCUGUGAUGACGAACCCACCGCUGGUUAACGGGACAGCGGAGGUCUCCAUCCCCAGAAACGCCGGGGUGGGUUACAUGGUGACCCAGGUCAAAGCAGAUGAUUACGACGAGGGGGAGAACGGGCGGCUGACCUACACCAUCUCGGAGGGGGACAGGGCUUUCUUUGAGAUCGACCAGGUCAACGGGGAGGUGCGCUCCACCCGGAUGUUUGGAGAAAACGCCAAAUCCUCCUAUGAGAUCACGGUGGUGGCAAGGGACCACGGCAAGCCCUCCCUGUCCGCCUCGGCCUACAUCAUGGUGUACCUCUCCCCAGACCUGAACGCGCAGGAGCCUAUCGGAUCUGUCAACCUGUCCCUCAUCUUCAUCAUCGCGCUGGGCUCCAUCGCAGCCAUCCUCUUCAUCACCAUGAUUUUUGUGGCAGUCAAGUGCAAGAGGGACAACAAGGAGAUCCGGACAUACAACUGCAGUUUCUUCUACUUGCGCAGGGUGGCGGAGUACUCAUACGGCAACCAGAAGAAGUCCAGCAAGAAGAAGAAGCUGAGCAAGAACGACAUCCGGCUGGUGCCACGAGACGUCGAGGAGACGGACAAGAUGAACGUGGUGAGUUGCUCGUCUCUCACCUCCCCGCUCAACUACUUCGACUACCACCAGCAGAGCCUGCCGCUGGGCUGCAGGCGCUCCGAGAGCACCUUCCUCAACGUGGAGAACCAGAACUCACGCAAUGCAGCUCCCAACCACGGCUAUCAGCACCCGUUCACAGGGCAGAGUCACCAGCAGCCAGACCUCAUCAUCAACGGCAUGCCACUGCCUGAGACGGAGAAUUAUUCCAUUGAUUCCAGUUAUGUGAACAGCAGAGCCCACCUCAUUAAAAGGCCCCCAUGCAGCACAUCAACAUUCAAAGACCUGGAGGGGAACAGUCUGAAGGACAGCGGCCACGAAGAGAGCGACCAAACCGACAGCGAGCACGACGUCCAAAGAGGACACUAUGUUGACACGGCUGUCAAUGACAUGCUGAACAUGACUGCCCCCCCUAAUGUUUGCCAGCUGCCAGACCAAGACACCACCGAGGGUUUUCACUGCCAGGACGAAUGUCGCAUCCUGGGACACUCGGAUCGCUGCUGGAUGCCCCGCGUUCCAGUGCCGGCUCGUGCCAAGUCGCCCGAGCAUGCCCGCAACGUCAUUGCUUUGUCCAUCGAGGCCACCACAGUGGAUGUGCCGCACUACGAGGAUGGCACCAUCAAGAGGACUUUUGCCACCUUUGGCAAGGAUGGGCCGGAAGAUGUGGAACGGGGAGAAAUGAAGGGAAAGCGGACUCAGGAGUCUCAGGUGUGCAGCCCCAAGGCCAAUGGAGGGGCAGUUCGUGAAGCUGGCAAUGGGCGCGAGGCUGUCAGUCCCAUUACAUCCCCCGUGCACCUGAAGAGCCCCCUUUCUAAGCCAUCAUCUGCCUACAACACACUGAAAUGUCGCGAUGCAGAGCGAAUCGCCAACCACAGCCUGCUGCGGCAGCCGGAGGGGAAGGACAGUGAGCCGGCUGUCCGGGAAAUCAACACUCUCCUCCACGAUGGCCGAGACAAGGAAUCCCCCAGCAGCAAGCGCCUCAAGGACAUAGUGCUUUAGCAAGCUUUUCAAUGGCACACAUGUAUACACAUUUACAGUGUAAAGUCACACACAUAUUUACAUAUAGAUAUAUAUACACUCGCAAUAUCUGUGUGUACACAGAAAGUCCGGCUGUGGACGUGUAGAGACACACCCAUUUGCAGAACGCAAACCUCAGAAUCAGCUUGGGCUGAUGGGAGCUGGAGUACGCUGCAGCUAGUUGUGUGCUCAAGUCCAGGUAGUGGAUGUGGCUUUGUUGUAGUCGCAGUACUUUUCCCUUGUUUGCUUUCGUUUGUUUUUUUUCAGUCUGCAAAGAGUGAACAGGCGGGUUACUGUUGACUGCAUGGACACGACCAGCAGAGCUCUUCAGACUCGGAGCCAAAGCAGGACGCUACGUGUUUGGACACCUGAGAUGCCAAUUCUGACGCAUAGUUAUGCCUUUUGAACUACUUUUGUAUCUGAAUCGGACUUUUUGCCUUCUUUGGUUUAAGCAGUCAAAAAACGCUCUUUGUUCCUUUGUAUAGUGAGCUCCGUCACUGUAAUAAACAACCACAGACAUACACAGGAUUCAUCUACAAUUACUGUCAGUUCACUCCUGCAGCAGCAGAAGAGGCCUCUCGGUCAUGUUGGCUCCUCUUCCUGACUAAUAAGCGAAGCUUUUCUCUGCUUUCCUCUGAGGACAUCCUGGCGUUAUGAGACUGCAAGGUCCUCAGUUUUUUUUAUAUUUCAUCACCGAUGGAGCUAAACGAACUAUCUGCCAAGCUGCUCUGAACACUGGAAGUGGGACAGACAAAUCUUUGUGUUCGAAAUGAGUUGUAUGAAAAAAAAAAGAAAAAAAAAAGACUUCCUGCUUUUGAAAUCUCCUGUGCCCAACCUUGAUUGUAGCCUGUGGAGCACAAAUUAGAGCUUUGUGCUUUGGUCUUGUACUUUUUUUGACUUUUGACUAUGGGGCUAGGAUAGAAGGGAUCGUCACUCAUGUCUAUGGCUAUGUAAAACUCUGUAUAGGGUUUACAAUUAUGAUUUUUAAUAACCUGUUGUUAUGUGACAAUCCCUUUAAUGUUUUGUUUCAAGAGAAAAAAUAAAUAAACAUUGGUGUUCAACUGAAGCUACAGUAGCGUUUGUUACACAAACACAAAAAUGAAAAAACAUAUAUGCCAAAAUAUAUUUUAUAAAUAAUUUAAAGUGUAUAAUGAGAAUAUUUAAUGCUGUGUAGUUAUUUUAUGAGUAAGUUAUAACUUGCUUCAGUUCAUUUGUCAUUUGCUUUUAUAUUGAACCUUUUUUUUUAUCUCAAGAAGGAAUUUGGAUUAUUAUUUUUUGUUUACUGUGUGAUCCCUGGCAACCGUUGACUUGCAGUCUAACUUGUUGUAAAGAGUUUCUUAUUGGUCAGUUCUUGUGCCAUCCAGUUUCUGUGUGGGCUACUAGAAAAUGUAAAAAAAAAUUCCCCAAAAAAACAAAACAAAAUAAAAGAAAAAAGGAAAAAAAAAACUCAGCACCAACAUUAGUGUGUCCGUUCAGUGAGCUUAGAGUGAGAUAGCAAAAAGAAACCAAAAAAAAGUAAAAGAUGCAAACACAACCGUACAGAUCUGCAGGAUGUUGCUUGAUCUCUGUGAAUGGAGAAAGAACAGCUUCCAGUGUUCUUCAGGCUUUAACAAUGUACCACUUACAGGUCAGCUUUCCUACUGGACCAAGUCAAGUUCAAACAAGAUUUUCUUCAGCUUCAGACGACGUGCACACUGCCUUUGCUCAGUGCAGCUGUCUCCCUGUGCCAUCUGUGUUCAGCUGAUCUCAAAGAUGAGGUAGAACCCACAGUGGUAGGAGCAGCCCCCUCCCCUCCCCUCCUACGAGCACCACACAACAGACUGGGUGGAAUCCUGUUUGAACAAACUAAGGUCCGAGAACAACCAUGUUGCACAUCUGCAAUAUGGUUUGAUGUUGCUUUUGCAGUAAAAACACAAUGUGCAAUGUGGAAAUAUAUGAAUGGAAAUGGAAAAAUUUGCAUACAACAAACUAGAUCUUGUAGCUGAAUGUUUUGCUGGUCUCACCCAUGGCUUCUGGCAACAUGAAAAUCGGAAUAAUCACUGAAUGUAUACAGCAGCUUAUAAUUAAACUAUUAAAUGUUCUCA
Messenger RNA from Oryzias melastigma (Indian medaka), 7722 nucleotides. RefSeq names its product protocadherin 19 (gene pcdh19). The transcript has 5 exons. The record is from RefSeq and is a predicted model, not a curated record. NCBI's taxonomy places the organism in Eukaryota, Metazoa, Chordata, Actinopteri, Beloniformes, Adrianichthyidae. The coding region runs from base 2324 to 5620 and encodes 1098 amino acids. Gene Ontology annotation, molecular function: calcium ion binding. Gene Ontology annotation, biological process: homophilic cell-cell adhesion. Gene Ontology annotation, cellular component: plasma membrane.